Messenger RNA from Hibiscus syriacus, 1151 nucleotides. Its product is annotated as transportin MOS14-like. The record is from RefSeq and is a predicted model, not a curated record. Lineage: Eukaryota; Viridiplantae; Streptophyta; Magnoliopsida; Malvales; Malvaceae. The coding region runs from base 299 to 691 and encodes 130 amino acids. Gene Ontology annotation, biological process: protein import into nucleus. The transcript has 4 exons. Gene Ontology annotation, cellular component: cytoplasm; nuclear membrane.
UCAGGAAAGCAUUUUUCUGAACAAAGGAUUUCCAGAAAUGGUUUAGAAAUUUGAUUGUCAAUCAAACAUUCUACUGCACAUAUAUAAAAAUCUGGCUGCUAGAAUUGCAUUUAUUGAUUGCAAUGAUAAUAUUAUCCGAAAGAAUUUUUGUUAAAUGUCGGAUUUUUUGAAUUAUAUUACUCUCAGAAUAUAAUUUUUCUUAAUUAGUUUGUUUAAUAAUGGAAUGUAGUAGUCCUCAAACAUUGUCUUGUUAGUGAUAUUUGGCUCUGAUCCUUCUUGUGCAAGUUACCUAAAAAAUAUGAUUGAAGUGCUCUUCAAGCGCACGACAUCUCUUUUCACAAGUAUUAAGGAAUUCAGUACAAGACCAGACAUAGCAGAUGAUUGUUUUCUACUGGCAUCAAGAUGCAUUCGUUAUUGUCCUCAACUAUUUAUUCCUUCUGCGGUAUUUCCAGCUUUAAUAGAUUGUGCGAUGAUCGGGAUCACAGUACAGCACAGGGAGGCCUCUAAUUCCGUUUUGACCUGCUUGUCUGAUAUCUUUGAUCUAGCAAACUCUAACAAGGGAGAACAAUAUUUAUCUAUCAGGGAUAGUCUCAUUAUUCCACGAGGUGCUACCAUUACUAGAAUUUUGGUGGCUGCCCUAACGGGAGCACUGCCAAAUUCUCGAUUAGAAACGGUAGAUAUGCACUUCUAGCAUUAACUCGGGCUUACGGUAUGCAAGCACUGGAAUGGGCUAGGGAAAGCCUGUCAUUGAUCCCAUUGACUGCCGUCAAGGAAGUGGAGCGCUCGGGAUUUUUGCAAGCAUUGUCGGAAGCAGCCUCCGGGGCUGAUGUGAAUACUGUGAUACUCUCAGUUGAAGAGUUAUCCGACGUUUGUCGUCGUAAUCGAACAGUUCAAGAGAUUGUUCAGGGAGCAUUGAAGCCACUCGAGUUGAAUAUGGUACCUGUAUUAUAGUUUGAAUAUGGGAGGGGCUGCUUUGCCGAGGCCUCAUCUUUGUUUAUCAGGCAAAACCAAAUUCGACUUGAAACCGUAUUCUUCUGUUUUAUUUGUUCUUCAUUUUCGUAUCGCUUUUCAUUUUGCCAAAUAUCCACCUGUUUUUGAGGUGCAAAAUGGUCAUUUCCUUUUACACCAUGGAGGGAAUGGAUUAUUUGUUG